Molecule: messenger RNA, 4291 nt
Organism: Bicyclus anynana (squinting bush brown)
Lineage: Eukaryota; Metazoa; Arthropoda; Insecta; Lepidoptera; Nymphalidae
Gene: rempA
Product: intraflagellar transport protein 140 homolog
Exons: 11
Coding region: 162-4250 (1362 amino acids)
Biological process (GO): intraciliary retrograde transport
Cellular component (GO): ciliary basal body; intraciliary transport particle A; axoneme
Molecular function (GO): protein binding
Source: RefSeq, a predicted model, not a curated record
UUCUAUGGCAACGAAUAUGAGCGGUACAAAACAAUGAUAAAUGUCAAAAACAAAAUAAAAUAAAUUUAAUUUUCGCUUGAUUCAGUAGUGAGAAAAUAAAUAGUAUAUUUAUUAUAAGAAAGAAUCUCAAACCUUUAAGAGUAUUUAUUAACAUUUAAAAAAUGACUCUUUACACAGACACAAGACUCAAUUUUAUUGAUAAUAAUGUCGUUACAACGCUAAGUUCCUGGCAUCCUGCAUUACCUUUUUUAGCUGUUGGGUCUUAUAACCAGGACAAAGGUGGAUUCGUUACUAUUUUUGACGAAAUGGGUCACGCAUUAGAGGGCUGUGAUUGGCCAGUGUUAUUCUCAAACCAAGUGACAGGCUUAGCCUGGCACCCAACAAGAAAAUUGCUAGUGGUAGGUUGGGAUGGAGGUGAAUUGUAUCUUUGGCUUGAAUACUCAUGGGCUAGGCUGGAAGCACCACACAAUUCAGCUUUAACAACAGUCACCUUCAGUCCAGGAGGUGGUAGACUACUGGCUUCUGAUGCUGCUGGCUCACUGUCUGGAUGGCAGGCGAGUUCUGGAGCCCCUUUGACAGCUUUCCACCAUCAGCUGGGUGAUGUCAUCACUCAUGUUAAGUUCUGUGCUCCACAUCCCACCUCUGAGUCAUCUAUAAGGGGAUUGGCUCGUGCAGCAGUUGCAGGUGAUGAAAAUGCUCUGGACGCUUUAGCAGCUUGGCGACCUCGUACCACAGCCAAACUGAGAGAAGGGCUUCAACCUGACAACCAUGCUUGCUAUGCUGCUCAAGAUAAUGGAGUCAUUUUAUAUAUUGAUCAUGCUGGAGCAUGCUCUGAAGUUUUAAAUUCUCCAGGGAAUAUAGUAUUUAUGGAUAUUCUGAGCUCUGUAUAUCUCCUUGUCGCUUGGGAGACUGGUGGUGCUCUCAGUUUGUCAAGAUUUGUAAUAUCAAGUGAUGGAUCCCUAACAACAGAUACUCAUGUUCGAAUGUCUGCAAGGAAUGGUCAAUCUAUUGUGCUGGCAGGAAGCUUUUGUGUAGCUGUCAUCACAGGUGAUAAUUUAAUUAGAAUUUGGGAUAGUGAAACUGGCGACAAUGACGUUUUACCCAAUGAUGGUGAUGAAACUGCCCCAGGAGAUGUAUUCACAAGUAUUAGCUAUUGUAAUUUAAGUGAUACUCUUUGCUGUGGUACUUCACAAGGAAAUUUAUACCUGUGGAGACGAGACCAUAGAAGUAAGUGGAAAUUAAUCAGCAGUACCUCUGUCAAAGGCACUGUAAAAGAAGUCACCUGGGGUUCUGAAGGCCUAAUGAACCCAUUACUACAUGUCAAUUGUAUUACUAAUGCAUUUAUACUUCGAGAACAAAAUGUAUGUUGGGGUUAUUCCAAUAAUAUAUGGAUGGUACAAAAAUCUGCUCAAGAAAUAGCUAUAACAGGAAAAACUAAUUUAUCAUCAACCAUAAACACCUCAAUUACCAUAAAGGCAUUGGCUUUCAGGGAGAAUUAUGUAGUUUUAGGUGAUGGUAAAGAUGUACAGGUAUGGAUGCGUAAUAAAGAUAAUGAAUUCAAGUUUUCACUGAUUCGAACAUUUGCAUGGAAAACAGAUGUUCUAAUAUUGUAUAAUGAUCUGAUAGUUGGUAUUGUGAGCCCUCACAUUGAAUGCUAUAACAUAGCUGGUAAUAAAAUAGGCAUACUUCCUAGUACAGAAGGGGAAGGCGAGCCAAUAGCCAUAACUAAUACAAAUAAGUUUAUAGUUAUUGCAACUAUUGAUGGUACAAUAAAGCUAGCUGAAAUUACUAAAAAAGGGUUAAGAAUGCCAUUUCCGGCGAAAAAUUGUUAUCAGAUGAUUGAAGAUUUUGGUGAAGUUAUGAGGUCGUCAGUAAACGCUUCUGGACUCUAUAUUUGCUUGAGCAUCGCUAAUUCAGGAUUGGCUCCAGAUCCGAGAAUUUAUUUAUGGGAUGUAGCAAACGAUGUCAUCAAUAGCACUCUUUUAUCAGACACUAAUUUAGCUCCGUAUCACAGCGUGCCAAUUGCAAUAGUAUGGGAUAACAAUGACUCCCGACUUGUUGGAAUUCAUAUGCGUUCUUCAGAAUUCGAUCGAAUUCAUUUAUUCUUUUGCCACGACAGUAAACUUUACGAGUACAAACAUUGGUGUCCUAUUUCAGAAGAUUACUUUUUAUCUGACUUUAUAUUAUGUAGUCUAUCUACUCCUCAUAUAAUAAUAUUAACACAACAAAACAUUAAAAGAAUAUUAAUGAACGAGUUCGAAGAUUCCAAUGACCACGAGCAAGCCAAGGUUAAACAAGUGCUAAACUUUAUUUAUUAUAUGACAACAGGGCAUUUAGAAAAAGCUGUUGUUAUGGGUUCCAACAUAACUGGAAGCAAAAUCUCGAUAGUGUGGGACAGUUUAGCGAAGGCGUGUGUAUCUCUAAAACGACCUGACGUCGGAGCUAUUUGUUUGGGUAAAAUGGGAAACCUUAAAGGGGCUUUGAUGAUGCGCAAAGUUCUAAAUGACGACAACAUGGACGAUACAUCUAGAGUCGGAGUCUUGGCAGUUCAUUUAGGCAUGAUUGAAGAAGCAGAAAAGUUGUUUCGUGAGGCUCAGAGGCCAGAUCUGGUCACUCGUUUGAUAUCGGCAAAAGAAGGGGGGCUGAAUGAAAUAAUAAAUGGCGAACAGGAAGGUGAAAAUAUGCUCCUCAUAAAAAGUGCACAACAUAAACUUGCGAAAGUGCUUUGGGCAAACGGUGAAACCAAUGCAGCCCUGAAGUUAUUCGAAAGUGCCGGGACUUUAGUCCCUCAUGUGCCCAGGAUGCUCAUAGCUCAAGGUCAGGCUUCAGUUCUCGCGCAAUACGUUAUCACGUCAAACGAUAGUAAUCUAAUCACGUGGUGGGGACACUAUCUCGAGAGUAUCGGAGACCUCGAUGGAGCGUUAGAAGCAUAUUCAAAAGCAAAUGAUUUCGGAGAACAAACAAGAUUACUGUGUCACAUGGAUAGAAUAGAUGAAGCAGAAAAAAUAUGUCACAAAAAUUCGUCAUCUUUGUACCAAAUGGCCCGAAACUUAGAAAUGAAUGCCAAUGAAACUGAAAAUGCUGUUAAGAUGUAUCUAAAGUGCGGGGCCGUAUCGUCCGCGAUACGUGUGGCGGCAGAGGCGGGCGCGUGGAGCCUGGUGCGGCGCGCCGGCAACUCCUCGUCACAGCACGCGCUGUAUGCAGCUUCGAUACUGGAAAACGCGGGACAAAACGAACACGCCAUAGCUUUAUAUCAAAAAGCCGGUAAGGCUCACAUGGCGUUGAAGUUGGCGCUGAGCUGCGGCGACACGGACGCCAUGCUGGCGAGCGUGCAAGCGCUGGGCGCGCGCGUGGAGCCGGCGCUGGCGCACACGCUGGCGGCGCAUCUGCGGCGCGCCGACCACCACGCGCACGCCGCCGCGCUGCUCGCCACUGCGGGGAAUUACGAAGAAGCGUUGGACAUAGUGGAGCAGUCUACGGCGCCGCUGUCGGAGGAGCUAAGUGAGAAGCUCGCGGCGCCCGCGGGCACGUCGGGCCGCGACGCGCUGCUGCGGCGCCUGGCCGACGUGCUGGGCACGCGCGGCCUCUACCACCAGGCGGCCAAGCGACUGGCGCACAUCGGCGACAAGGCGGGCGCGCUCCGCUGGCUGAUGCGCGCGGGGGACGCGGACCGCAUCGCCACGUUCGCAGCCGCGAGCCGGGACCGCGGCACGCAGCUGAUGGCCGCCGACUACCUGCGCCGGCGCGCGCCCUGGCGCUCGCGGCCCGACCUGGCGCGACACGUGCUGCACUUCUACACCAGGGCGAAGGCCUACGGGAAGCUCGCCGCCUUCUAUGCAGAGUGCGCCAAAAUGGAAAUUGAUGAUUAUGAGAACUACGAGAAAGCGUUAGAAGCUCUGAAGGAAGCAACGCGAUGUAUUGCGAAGUCAUCAGAUACUGAAUCAAGUGCUCAGACGAUCGCACUCCAGGAGCAGGCGACGUUUGUGAAACGUUUCCUAGAUGUCAAGAAAGCAUUGCAGAGUGGAGAAAUCAACACAGGAAUAACAAGUGGACAGCAACUCAUUCAUGCGGUGAGCGGCAGGCCAGGAUUGAUCACAGAAGAGAAAGUUCUUCGGUUGCUAGUGCAGUACUCAACAGAACACCCAGAUGGAGACAAAUUGAAAAGACAAUUGAAAUUAUUACAGCAGCCAUCUAAGGAAGACGACGUGUCACAAGAAUCACCGGAACAAAGCAUUGAAGAAGUUAUAUAAACCUGUACGUAAUUAAAUAAAAUUUGGUUUACGUUUGUUAA